AUGUGUGAAGUAUUAACUUACGAUCCCAAAGUGUAUCAACAAGUAGGAACAGUUGAAGAUGCACAUGAAAAGUAUACAAUGACUGAUGUUCUUGAUUGUGGUGAAGAAAUUGUAGCAAAUGGUGUAGAAAAUAUUAUCGGGUUAUGUCCUUUGCAUAGACAUUUUGAUAUGGAUGAGGAAUCGAUGAUGGUUGAAUCAAUCGACAUUGAAAACUCCGAAACAGUUACAAAACCAAUGCCAUUAUCAGCAAACUUAGAUGUUGUACCAUGUAUGUGGAAAAUAGAAGAAAAUGGGAUAAUUCCAAUACAAUUUCAAUUCAAUACAAAUAAAAAUCAGCCAUUUGUUAAUAAUUUGUCGUCUAUUGUUGAUUUGAUUUGA
Rotaria sordida is the source of this 378-nucleotide messenger RNA. NCBI's taxonomy places the organism in Eukaryota, Metazoa, Rotifera, Eurotatoria, Philodinida, Philodinidae. The record is from the annotation of a GenBank genome assembly.